AUGUGCUCCACAUCCAAGCCAACACCAAAAAUUGGAGGGUCGGUUACUACCACACCAAGACAUGAUGCAGUAGAUACACCUUUAGGGGAAAGUCCUAACUUAGGAUCAGCGCAGAAGCCGUCAACUCCUCCCACUCGGUCAGGUGCUAUAGCUUCCGAAAAAGCGUCCGCUACGUAUUCGGCCAAAAAACUCGCUAAAGGUCAACCAUUGCGGCAGUUCGCCAGAGCUGAUAUUAUUGAGCGAGCCAAGAGUGGAGAGACUAUUAUUAUUGUACAUCACAAAGUAUACAAUUUAACCAAGUGGGUCAAGUACCAUCCUGGAGGUGAUUUGGCUGUUAGGCACAUGUCUGGUAAAGAUGCAACAGAUGCCAUGAUUGCCUUUCACCCACCAGAAGUCUUUUCUGAACGACUCCCCAAUUUCUGUAUUGGAGAAAUUGCUCUUGAAGAUCGUAUCACUUCCCCAGUCUCUUUAGCCUAUCGCCAACUGGAGUUCAAGCUACACGAAGCAGGCAUUUUCAACACCGACUAUUCAUUUUACGGCCGUGAAAUAAUCAAGUUCUUGGCACUAUGGCUUGGCAUGCUCUAUUUUGCUCUGUAUGCUAAAGAGUCUAUUAUCUGGUAUUUUGCCAGUGCUAUGUGUGCUGCCAUUCUUUGGCACCAAGCGGCAUUUGUUGCCCACGAUGCCGGUCACUCUGGUAUCUCGCAUAGCUGUCUUGGCGAUACUCUUUUUGGAAUUGGACUAGCAAAUUUUUUUGGAGGUCUUUCUAUCGGAUGGUGGAAACGUAAUCAUAAUGUGCAUCACAUUGUGACCAACGAUGCAGAACACGAUCCAGACAUUCAGCAUAUGCCAUUCAUGGCUAUUACCACCAAGCUGAUGGACAGCUUGUAUUCAACGUACUAUAAUCGUGUUAUGGAGUUUGACGUGGUCGCCCAGUACUUUAUUCCUAAACAGCACUAUCUUUUUUACAUUAUUCUCGCUUUUGGACGGUUUAACCUAUAUGUCAAUAGCUGGUCCUAUGUGUUUUCACGCUCAUUUAUUGUUCCCCAUCGCUCUUUAGAAAUUCUUGGCAUGGUGUGUUUCUGGAUUUGGUUUUCUUGGCUACUUUCUCACCUGCCUACUGGAUGGCAUAUUGCUGGAUAUAUUCUUGUUUCGCAUAUGGCUACAGUGUUUUUGCAUUUACAAAUCACACUUUCACACUUUGGCAUGUCUACAGACAAUGCGUUGGUAGAGGUGAAUGGUGUUAUGACUGAUGAGACAUACGCUGAAAAGGCUUUUCGCACUACGAUGGACAUUGACUGUCCUCGUUGGAUGGACUGGUUUCACGGUGGGCUGCAAUUCCAGGUUGGGCAUCAUCUUUAUCCACGUGUUCCACGACCCAACCUUCGCAAGCUUCGGCCUUUGGUCGAGUCUUUUGCCAAGGAGCACGGAUUAGAGUUUCAUUCAUAUGGAUUUGUUUCUGGAAAUAGAUACGUUUUAGGAUGUCUUGAAGAGGUAGCGCAUCAAGUAUCAACAGUCCUUUCUGUAGACCCCUCUAAAAUUCAUAUACAAUAGUUUUUUAAAAAAUUGCCCUGUACAGUCUUGGGUUUGUUUCCGUUUGGAUAUUGCUAUGUCUUAUAUCUCGCCUCUAUCCUAAAAAACUAAACUCGGGUGCAUUCGGCUACGCUACUCAAUUUCCAUAUUUUACAGUCGUAUUCGUGUAAAAUGAAAUGUUUGGUGUGCUUUUCCACUACAGAUUGAUUGUUUCUCAAUAAACACUCAACUCUGUGUCUGU
Batrachochytrium dendrobatidis JAM81 is the source of this 1771-nucleotide messenger RNA. RefSeq lists its product as uncharacterized. Gene Ontology annotation, cellular component: membrane. Gene Ontology annotation, biological process: lipid metabolic process. The record is from RefSeq and is a predicted model, not a curated record. NCBI's taxonomy places the organism in Eukaryota, Fungi, Chytridiomycota, Chytridiomycetes, Rhizophydiales. Bases 1 to 1551 code for a protein of 516 amino acids. Gene Ontology annotation, molecular function: oxidoreductase activity, acting on paired donors, with oxidation of a pair of donors resulting in the reduction of molecular oxygen to two molecules of water. The transcript is spliced from 3 exons.